Trametes versicolor FP-101664 SS1 is the source of this 864-nucleotide messenger RNA. RefSeq lists its product as uncharacterized. The record is from RefSeq and is a predicted model, not a curated record. The coding region runs from base 1 to 807 and encodes 268 amino acids. The transcript has 2 exons. NCBI's taxonomy places the organism in Eukaryota, Fungi, Basidiomycota, Agaricomycetes, Polyporales, Polyporaceae. Gene Ontology annotation, molecular function: protein binding.
AUGUCUCGCUCCUCCUCCCCUGCACAAGAUUCUGCUUCUCCUGCUGCUCACGAUGCCGAGCACGACGAAAGUCCGGCUCCCAAAGACGGGUCUCAGCCUCCAGAGCAUGCUGCAGAGAAGUCGCAAGCUGCGUUGGACGAAGAGGCCUCACCUUCGCGCGCGACGUCUACCUCUCCCUCAGCCACAGGCGCUGCCUCUGCCUCCCACUCUGCCGAACCUCAGCCUGCAACAUCCUCAGCGACCCCUUCAGCAACCUCAGGAACAUGGCAGGCUGUAUGGUCGCCCCAGCACAGCGCGUACUACUUCUACAACUCAGUCACCCAUGAGACGACCUGGGUGAACCCCCUGGAGCAGCCAAACGCGGAAGCCGGACCGUCUAACGCGGCGCCCGCCUCGUCGACGUCUGAGGCCACCCCAGGGCCCUCUUCAGCAGUUGAUAUCUACGCGGCAGCGGCAGCGCUAGGCAUUGACCCCGCCCUCGCACAUCUCGACCCCUCCCUGGCCGGGGGAAGCGCCGCACCCGGCGCAAACACCUAUACCGCGAAGUUUAACGCCCGCACAGGAGCGUUUGCGCGCCCGGACGCCCGCGACCCAUCGCAUCUGUCCGAGUUUGAGCGGUCGAAGCGGAUGAGCGAGUUCUACUUCGACGUCAACGCGUGGGAGAGCGAGGUGGAAAUGCGUAAGCUCCAGGAGGCACAGGAGGAGGAGAGCCGGAAGCGCAAACGUCCGACGAAAAAGGACAUCGAGCGCUACAAAGACCAGAAGAAGCAGAAGAAACUGGCGAAGACGGCUUGGCUGCGUACAUGACCGACUGCUGUAUCCCUACGUACUCCAUACACGGUGAUUGUGCUCUGAGAUUGAUCC